AUGUGGCGGUUGUUAUAUCUGCUGAUUCGCCAAUUUGUGGUAUCUGCUGCUGACCAGCUCCAGUGCCUAGUGCCGGAGAAAAAAGGCUCACAAAAGAGAACACAACAGCUACGUUCCGAACAAGCGAGUUCUACCAAUCCAUUUAUUUUUGGAACGUCCCCGGAUACCUAUCCAUGGGGUACGAUGCACGAAUGUGAAACUCACACUAACUCGGGUCACACAAGCACUAAUUUAUAUGAGGAUUCUCAGCAUCUGAACCGUGUGUCAGACACCACAACCCAGCAGUUUAACGAUGGACGGGACCUCACGUUCUAUUCAGCUAAACCUCUCGUGACCUCUAAUCGAGACUAUCGUGUAGUCGACUUGAAAAAUUCGGUGGCGUCUGUCGGUAUGGAUGACCCAGUUCGUUGUCCACCCAGCUCGGCCACGUGUCCCACUCCAACGCCCUCUCAACAUGUGGCCAUAAUGAGAUCGAUAUCGGCCCAUUCUCUCUCACGGUCAAGUUCGGAUAUCGGAUCAAAAGACGACCCGAACGUUCGUGUGCGGGUUAGCUCGAAAGAGGCGAUUCGGGUGAUUAUUAACGCGGUCGAUGCACAAAUCAAUUCCGUACAGGAGAUGCUUGGCUACUUCAUGAAACUGGUCAAAGCCGAGAAAGCCGUCCAGCAGGCUCUACUCGAAUUGAUCCCGGAACGUCAUGACAGCACCUCGGCAUCGCGUUCAACAGGAACUAAUGGAUCCGUUAUCUCUAGCACCGGUGGUUUUCAUCGCUUGUUGUCAAAUUCCUCCCGACGAAGACGUUCCGUGUUUUCUCCCGUCCACUGUAAUCCCACAGAUACGGAACUAAAUGGAAUUUUACACGGUUUGGUAAGCUCGACGAAUCAGCAAGCGCGAGCCUACUCCACGCGUGCUCUGUUCCACAAAGUUGUGACGGUAGCUCAGUUGGAGAGCCUCAUUACUUGUCAUCAGUGUCUGAAACGGACCUAUAUGGAGUGUGAAACAGAACUUCAGUCGCAAGCACAUCAGUACGCGACCAACAUAAGAACUUGUGAGAGGAAAUAUGCCAAGUACGCUGAACAGAUGGUGAAUCUUCGGGCGAAAGUUGCAAGUUUAUGUGAUAAGCGCGUUUCCUAUCACCGUAAAACGGUCGAGGUGCUCAUGAACAAUUUGGAGGCCGUCACACGCAAGUUACAUCUGAUGCACAAUGACUACCUUAUGGUUGUGUGGACCGCGAACCACUUUCAACAGUGGCUUCACACGCAACUUCGUCCCUGUCUACUGAACGGGAUCGAACGAACAAUGCAGCUAACGUGUGAAGUGGUGCGACAUCUGCUGGUGUUCGGUGGCGAAACAGUUCAGGACUCUUCACCCUCUUGGUUAAUGGAAUUACAGGUCAACCGCAAUCUGUCUACUUUGCUCGAACAACACGGUCUUCAGUUCCCACCUCCAGUCCAGUAUGAGUUCAAUGCGGCCUUGUUGCACAAUGUUCCGCCCAAAACAUUGUCACCCACGUCUCUAGCCUACAACGACUUGACUCGGCAGUCAUUUGGAGACCUCAUGUACACCUACCGAAAUCGAGAAAUGUCACAUCGACAAACCGUGGAUCAGAUCACUCGCGAAUGUCUACAGUGGGAAGAAGCAUUGGCCCAGUGGCGGGCGGUCUUCGCGAUCCCGCUGCCGAAUCCCUGGUUGCAUGCUCUGUCGAAUGAUGGCGUUCGGAACAUGGCUAUGGAUUCGGUCACGUCAACUGCUUCAUCCGUUGUCAAUUCGUCCAUAGAGGAUGGUACGGCUGCUUUGGAUGGUAACGGUAGCGGAUGGCCGGUUUCGGCAAACGGGAUACCGGACAUUCAAGAAUUGUGGCACGAUGAUCGUGCUCGACCAGUCAAUCUGUGCGAGGUUUCCUAUCGUCUCACAGUAUGUGAGUUCGAACUACGCUUUGCCACUUGCCUCGCCGAGGCCCACGCUGAACUUGUUUCCCGAAUGGCAGAAGCGCAAAAUCGAUUGGCUCCGAAUCCACUUGAUUUGCCCAAUAACAGUAUGUCAUUCGAUCGCUUACCUGAGAGACCACCGUCUACAGGUGGUCGAGGCCUACCGGAUUUGCUGGAAACACCAGUAUCACUUUCAAGCCUUAAUUCUCCCCGGUUGAUGACUUCUGCUACGUCUGACUGCAUCGUACGUUCUACCGCCGCAACCCCAGAGCCCUCUGGAACGUCCUACAACGGAAUCAGCAAAACAAAUAGUAUGUACGCUUCCGACGCCAGUUCUCUGAUGAGUUCGCGACCCAACACAGGAAACAGAUUGUGGAACAGUUUUUGAUAUUCCAUGUCCCGCUUGCGGUCCCAUUUCACUCGAUCCGGUCCACUUCGAAGUUCGUUACAAUCGGGCUCAUCAAGACCCAAGUGGCGUGCAAAAACACCAAAGGACUCACCCGCCAGCACAUUGGCAAACAAUAUGGAACAGGAAAAACCCAGCAGACCAAAAGUGGUAAUCGAGCGAGAGUAUAAUCCCGACAGUGCGACUGUAAAUAACGGACGAUCAUGUCUCACACCAAGCGCGGUGCGCAGCCACCAUUUGGUCAGUUCCACCACUUCGUUACAAAUUACCCCACGGUCAAUGAAUAAUGGUCUACCUCCAUUGCACAGCCCGGCCUCUCCAGUCCCCGGGAUGAAUUGUUCGGGACACACUACUCCACUGCCUCCAGGUUAUAGGACCGCGCAGCAAAGCUGCAACGGACCCAACCCCAGUGAUGACUGUCCCACAAUGACGCGACAAGUUGACAUCAACAAGGAACCAUGGUUCCACGGUGUUCUUCCUCGAACGGAGGUAGAAAGGCUUCUCCAAAACCAAGGCGACUUCCUUGUGCGACAAACUAACAAACGCGUCAGUGGUCGUGACCCAAACCGCCCCGCCCGAGAGGGUCGUUUUGAUGACCAGCAACAGGCUGAUGAUGGUGCUGCCGACUCAACCCUUCGUGCGGGCGGUACAACUAACCGAAUAGUUCACCGGAUGGUCCUCUCUGUUUAUUGGCACGGACACAAACACUUUAUUCUUUGUGGAGGUGAUGGCACAGGUCGUGGUUGGUAUUUGGAAAACGGAGAAUUUCCCAGUAUCAGGGAACUGCUCGAGUAUCACAUCCUUACAGGAACCCCCGUGACAGCCAAGGUGCUUGCUUGUCUGAUCACACCCGUCACUCGUCCUGAUUGGGAACUGGAUAACAAGGAUGUCCAGCUUGUUCAGAAAAUUGGACAAGGUAAUUUUGGCGAUGUCUACCGCGGCUACUACAACGGCUGCGAGGUGGCCGUGAAAACUUGCCGUGGUGAUACCAGCGCAGCUCAUCUACGACAGAAAUUCCUACAAGGCGAACGAACGGCCUUGAAUUUCUGUCAUCCACACAUUGUGAAGUUGAUUGGAAUCGCGGUUCAUUCACAUCCAAUCAUGAUUGUGAUGGAAUAUGUUCCAGGUGGAUCUCUGCUGACCUAUUUGCGCAGAUUCAAGAAUGUUCUCUCCUUAAACACCCUUCUCCUGAUGGCCUCAGACGCUGCCAGCGGCAUGGCUUACUUGGAAUCGAAGAAUUGCAUUCACCGUGAUUUGGCUGCACGCAACUGUCUGGUCACGGAGAACGGUCGGCUAAAAAUUGCCGACUUUGGUAUGUCCAGAGAAGAGCACAUCUACGAGCUCAGUGAUCGCCGUGGACAAAUCCCGAUUAAAUGGACUGCCCCCGAAGCUUUGGUCACCGGACGAUACACAAUCAAGUGUGAUGUCUGGUCGUAUGGUGUUCUGUUGUGGGAAAUCUUCACUUUCGGCGAUAUUCCCUACCGAUUUUGGUCCAAUCCGCAAACUCGAGAAAUGGUUGAGUCAGGCUACCGCCUCCCAGCUCCGGAAAAUAUGCCCCCAUUGGUCCGAAUGCAGAUGAAUGCCUGCUGGCUCGCCGAUGCCGAACGCCGUCCGAGCUUCGCAGAACUAUCACGUAUUCUGCACUUCUCCGCCGCGUCUGACCCGGCCCCGUGGACCCCGUCCCGUUCCAACCUAUCCAGCUUCACGAAACCUUCCAAAAGUCCCAUUGUUGUGACCGAAACUAGAAACAACACCAGCAACAACAACAACGGUGACCACAACCUGCCGCAUAAGUUUGCCCGCCUGUCUGUGAAAGACAAGCGAACCAGAGAAAAUUGAACACAACCUCUCCCACUAGGCGCUCUUGUGAUGAUCUCUUCCUAUCUAUUUGGGCCUCUUAUUCUUCACGUUCCACUUGUUUUUCCGCAGUAUUGCAAGCGCCAUGUGUUUUCUUGUGCACGUACCCCUCCCCUCUCUAUUGAUUUGUUUGCUUCGUCGCGCCAGCUGAACACCAUAUCUACCAAAUGAGGCAUUCAGCCUCAGUCACAGAGACCUUAAUAGAAACUGGCCAAAGUCUCCCAUAUCUUGUAUCCCUGCAGUUUUAUCCCAUUCCAUUUUUUAUACAUUCUCCUAUGCUUGCUGAUUGACCGUUUUGUCCUAGGCCAAGGUAAACAGUUUUCCUCGUCGCUCCGUUUCUAUCCUCCGUGUCUCUGCCUAUUAUGUUUUGUUUUCUAAUUUCACUCUCUUAUCACUAAUAUCGGCUGUGAUAGCAAGCACGUUUUGCGUUUGCCGUGGCUUGUGUUUUCUGUACAAC
Messenger RNA from Opisthorchis viverrini, 4645 nucleotides. RefSeq lists its product as hypothetical. NCBI's taxonomy places the organism in Eukaryota, Metazoa, Platyhelminthes, Trematoda, Opisthorchiida, Opisthorchiidae. Bases 1 to 2313 code for a protein of 770 amino acids. The transcript is spliced from 19 exons. The record is from RefSeq and is a predicted model, not a curated record.